CUAUUCGCUCUUUUUGCAGCCAGUCGCCGUUCACCUGCGUCUGCCUGCACAAAAACUACACGGGCACCAUCGGAAUCUUGACCAUGGCACAAGCACGACUGGCAACAACAACGUCAUUAACAUCGUCAGCUCUUGGGCUGGCGGCGGCGUCAAAGACAAAUGGCGUCGUUGAGGAACUGCUGGGAAUGGACAGCUGGCAGGAGUUCGAGAUCGAUGUACCGUGGGGCACUGUUGCAGGCAAGUGGUGGGGCUCGCGCAAUAAGCAGCCCAUCAUCGCUCUGCAUGGCUGGCAGGACAACUGUGGAAGCUUCGACAGGCUGUGCCCCCUGCUUCCGGCCGACAGCGCUGUGCUGGCCAUCGAUCUGCCCGGCCACGGCAAUUCGUCGCACUAUCCGCAGGGCAUGCAGUACUUCAUUUUCUGGGAUGGCAUCUGCCUGAUCCGCCGCAUCGUGAGGAAGUACAACUGGAAGAACGUGACCUUACUGGGCCACUCAUUGGGCGGAGCGCUGACUUUUAUGUACGCCGCCAGCUUCCCUGAUGAGGUGGACAAGCUGAUAAACAUUGACAUUGCCGGGCCCACGGUGCGCGGGAUUCAGCGGAUUGCAGAGGGCACGGGCAAGGCGCUGGACAAAUUCCUCGACUAUGAAUCGUUGCCGGAGAGCAAGCAGCCUUGCUAUUCGUACGACGAGAUGAUCAAACUGGUGCUGGACGCCUACGAUGGGUCCGUCGACGAGGCCUCGGUGAAGAUCCUGAUGCAGCGGGGCAUGCGACACAACCCCACCAAGGAUGGCUAUCUCUUUGCUCGGGACCUGCGGCUCAAGGUGAGCCUGCUGGGCAUGUUCACCGCAGAGCAGACGCUGGCCUAUGCCCGCCAGAUUCGCUGCAAGGUGCUCAACAUCCGCGGCACUCCCGGUAUGAAGUUCGAGACUCCCCAGGUCUACGCAGAUGUGAUAGCCACCCUCAAGCAGCACGCUGCCCAUGUGGUCUACGUGGAAGUACCUGGCACCCAUCACCUGCACCUGGUCACGCCGGAGCGGGUGGCAUCGCACAUAAACCAUUUCCUGCGUGAUCAGUAGGACAUGCAACGAGGGAGCGGUGCUUAAUUAAGUAGGAGGCUAAUUGUAUGUAAAUGUAUAGCUUGUAUGAUUCCACUGGAUUGUGAUGAGUAACAGAUCAAAGGUAUUGUGUGGAUUUGGACGUAGAAAACCACAUUUAAUAAAUCCAAAACUAAUAGGCAA
Drosophila obscura is the source of this 1238-nucleotide messenger RNA. It is a transcript of the gene kraken, whose product is annotated as probable serine hydrolase. The record is from RefSeq and is a predicted model, not a curated record. The transcript is spliced from 3 exons. The coding region runs from base 84 to 1076 and encodes 330 amino acids. Lineage: Eukaryota; Metazoa; Arthropoda; Insecta; Diptera; Drosophilidae.